GAGAAACACCAACAAAUUUUCAGUGAAGCAUAUCAAGUAGAAAAAAGGCGGCGCGAAGAAUACGAAAAACGACAGAAUCAGGAAAUCGUCCGAAAAAAUAUUGCCGAAAUAGUUGACAACUGUAUUAAUACGGUAAAUACUGGCCGUUCUAUAGAAGUUGAAGAAGUGCUUAACGAAGUCCGCGAAUGUUUAGAACAGCUAGAUUUGUCUUCUACUGAUUCGAAUGAUUCGGAAAGUAUUAUUCGCAAAGCAAAAGCGCUAUCGCGUCUUAAUAAGGAUUCAGCUCCCUUUAGUAAUAUUUUUCACACUGAAAGAAUUUCGGAACCCCAUCGCCGUAAG
Ambispora leptoticha is the source of this 339-nucleotide messenger RNA. Lineage: Eukaryota; Fungi; Glomeromycota; Glomeromycetes; Archaeosporales; Ambisporaceae. The record is from the annotation of a GenBank genome assembly.